Molecule: messenger RNA, 3293 nt
Organism: Pomacea canaliculata
Lineage: Eukaryota; Metazoa; Mollusca; Gastropoda; Architaenioglossa; Ampullariidae
Product: D(1A) dopamine receptor-like
Exons: 2
Coding region: 2544-3152 (202 amino acids)
Biological process (GO): G protein-coupled receptor signaling pathway
Cellular component (GO): membrane
Molecular function (GO): G protein-coupled receptor activity
Source: RefSeq, a predicted model, not a curated record
AGUGACCAAGACAAUGGCAGCCGCCAGCGAUCUCUCAUGCAGCAGGCUUACCACCCGAGUUAACCAUGCAACACCCAGAAAUUAUUUUUCCUCGUUAACACUCUGAUUGAGCUCUGUGCCCUUCAGUGGUGCCCCGAAGGCCAUGUUUGGCGAGUUGAGCUCAUAAUUUCUAGAAGCCAAUCCUCUACCCCAACCUGCAUGACAGGUAGGCUGACACCGCCCACAAAUAACCCGUGUUUAUACAGUGACAUGUUAAACAAUGUUAAACCGUUACAACACCCACAUCUAUAUCACCCAAAGCAGCAACAUAUACAGCGGUUAUUUCUUCGUUCAGCCUACAGGCUUUAUUCUGUUGCGUGUGGAAAUAACCUGUGCACUCGGCGUACCUGUGUUGCGCGUGCGCAUGUUUUCGCGAGCAUCAAAAAACCGCUUUAUUAACAUUUUCCUGUCUCCCAGUCCCACCCUCGUCUGUUGAUCUCGGUGAAAGGUCACUGAAGUGCCUCCCUCGCCACGACGGGAGUUCAGCUUUCUGUAAACUGCUGAACUCGUAAACAAAUGAAGUGAUUGUCGAUUACCGAGUCCCUGUGAUCUGCGAUGAAGCUGCAGCACCUGAAGGCAGCGCGCGAUAAUCAACUGAGGCGAGGGCGACUCCGUGACCAUGAAUCAUUGCGGCAGAGAACCCGUCUUCCUGGGAAUUUACAUUUCACAGUGACUGGAAGAUUUGUUGUUUAUUCUUUAUCUCACUUUUGAACGGUUUCUUGUUGUUGGGUUGACAGUCGAGGGCAACAUAUACAUCAACUCCGCGAUGACCUGUUACGAGCCACGUCUGGUUGCCUUGGUGACGGAAGAAAUAAGACUACCGAGGGGUUACCUUCUCUCUCUUUAUCUAUACCGGAAUUGAUGCCCAUGAGUUUCUGAUGCUUCUUACCCUCGUUUAUCAAAUAGCUGUGGCCGUUGUCUUGGAAGGAAAGCAGACAGUGAGACACCCAAGCAUCUUUAUGGGUGGAGAGUAGAACGGUCCGCACGGUUAGUUAACCCUACAGCUGCUACAGACAGCUUCUGGUCAACACUCGGCACACGGGAGGCAUCUGAAGCCAAUUUCCUUAUGGUUCAAUUAAGUAAUUUGUGGAUUCAACACCAUCGACUGGCUAUGACUGGCUUUCACGUGCAUGCGUACUAUUGCACAGUCUUGCGCGCGCGCGGCUUCCUCCUCAUACCUCAUCCAGCAUUGCCAGUGAUGUAUUGGUGCUGCUUACGGCGAGAGGGAGGAAAGAGUUCGGCUCCAGGCUGAGCAUGCGCACAGACCGCCAAGGCUGACGGUAUAACAGUGGCAGUGUGCGCGUGCACGCUGUAGAUGAACUGACAUCGACAGAUGGCGACACUGUCUGCCCUCGGGGAACUUACUGUGCAGUACUACUGAGGGCGGAAGACUCUCCACUUCAAAGAAUGGGCAGGUUCUGUGUUUGUACUGACGAGGUGACCUGUUGCGACAUCUGUAUGAUGUGUGAUUGACCUUUUAAAAAUAAGAGCACGUUUUAAAAUUCUCUCCAAUUGUAUCCCUUGGUAAUGUUGGGAAAGGUGAACUUUAUGAAACUUUCUGAUAGCUGUAUUAUUUUGAGAACUCGACAAACAACAAAAUUCUCUUACAAACAUCGGGCGUUUGUUGUUAUCAUCGUCGUGAUGCUCUUCUGGUGUCUGUGUCUCAGUGUCGAUCAUACAGCACAGACCACGAGCGGGUGGGUGAACGAGAGUGAUUUACUAUUCUAUGAUUGGUGCUGGCUCAGUGGAGGUCAACGUUGCUGAACGCGUACUCAAGAUCGUAUAAAUGGCCAUCGGUGCGAAAUAGCAGAUUUGUUCUAGAAGGAUUAUUUCGUGACCCUUCAUCUGCAUUGCCUUUUUUCCUCGUGUUCACAGUGUGGGAAACGAACACGGAAGAUGUUGAAAAAUUUUGAAUGUUUGCACAAUCACAGAAGGCAACCCGACACGGUAAAGAAAACAAAGGAAUGUCCGGUGACUACUCCACCUUGACUCCCAUCCCCACCCCCACAAACAGAAAGUAACACCGACAGAUUUCCUUGUUGCUUGACAUCAGUUUGGCUAGAACCCAAAAAGAACAAAAUGCAACGACCAGCGGCACAGUCCCGCAAACCAGAGCACGUGACGGUCAGAACAUAACUGUCCUGCUUCAGCUGCCUGCCUCCCAUCGCAUCACAGCGCCUAAUGAAAGCAUCUACCGGCAAAGCUAAAACUGUGGCAGUCAUCUGUAUCAGUUUCUAGUGCGAACACUAACAGCUGGUGCUUGGCCAACCGGCAAGGAUCGAAGUCGUCACAUCGUCGCGCCACCUGGUGACGUCACGCCUCUGCAUGUCGAUUCGUCUCUUCUCCACCUUGAGGGCGGUCACCAGUGGUGGUAAGUGAGAGCUCCAUCGACAUCGGGAACAGAAGGAUCGAGUGUUGACGAGGACCUUUCAUCAUGGCUUCAUAGUGUGACCAACCCGUCUUCAGCAGCCUUGGUCCAGCGGAGGGCACUCACUCGGUGCCCAAUGAGCACUGUCACCAACAUGUCCAUGGGGCACGUUCAAGAGAACGCAAGCCAGGUAACUGCUACCGGGUACAACGUCACUUCCGCUGGGCGCACUGCUGCCGAGAUCGCCGUGACUGGCCUCUUCCUGGUCCUGCUCAUCCUCGUGGCUCUCCUAGGCAACGCGGUGGUCAUCCUGGCCGUCUUCAUGUACCACAGGCUGAAAAACGAGGUGUCCAACCUCUUCCUCGUCAACCUCAGCGUCACUGACCUCAGCAGCGCUAGCAUCGUCAUGACAACGUCCUUGGCCGCCACAGCCGCCGAUAUGCAGCCGCUGAAAAGUGGCUGGUGUUCGCUGGUGUGCGGGGUCAACUACUGCCUUAUCAUCGUCUCCAUGCUGACGCUGUGCUUCAUCAGCCUCGACCGAUACGUGGCCAUCGUGCAUUCGCUGUACUACCACGUUUACGUCACGCGCCGGCGCGUGCUGGCCUUCAUCGCCUACGCCUGGCUUCAGGGAUUUGCCUUCGGCCUGGCGCCUAUCUGUGCGACUGGGUCGAGUACGACUACUGGGAGGCCGUGUGCGCCAUCCAAUGGUACAAGGAACAGCCGAACGCCAUCAUUUAUGUCGUAGUCGCAUUUAUCAUCUGCUUUUUCGUGCCCGGCAUUGUGCUGGUGCUGGCCUACAGCCAGGUGCUGCGUGCGGCCAACAAGAUCCGACCCUCAGGCAAGACCCCACGUGCAGAUACGAACCCUCGGCGAAGCCAGUCCUCCU